Molecule: messenger RNA, 1035 nt
Organism: Pyrus x bretschneideri (Chinese white pear)
Lineage: Eukaryota; Viridiplantae; Streptophyta; Magnoliopsida; Rosales; Rosaceae
Product: (S)-scoulerine 9-O-methyltransferase-like
Exons: 1
Coding region: 342-932 (196 amino acids)
Biological process (GO): methylation
Molecular function (GO): O-methyltransferase activity; protein dimerization activity; S-adenosylmethionine-dependent methyltransferase activity
Source: RefSeq, a predicted model, not a curated record
GCAAAACUGAAUGCUGUGAUGUUCUAUAAUCCAUAUAGCCGACCUCACAUAGUGAGAUAAGACUUAAUUGUUGUUGUUGUAAAGAGAUUGGUGAGUUAUCUACCUAAAAACCUACUAUUCUUGGGGGCCAUAUAUGGUUAGGCGCCCCUUAGCUAAACCCAGCUGGCUAGACAUGCUCACCCACUUUUUUGCGUUCAAUACGACGUCUAUCAUGCAUGCAAGUGUAUCUGUAUAUAUAGAGAACUGAUGCUCGGAGCCAAAAUAAACAAGGCAAUCCAACAAACUAAAAUUGACUGAGAGCUUGAAAAAUCCAAAAAAAAAAAAAAAAAAAAAAAAAGAAGAUGGAAAGCCAGGGAUUAAGUUUAGAAAAUUACAUCUCAGCUUGGGGUUUGACAAAUUCCAUCUGCAAUCAAAUGGUUCUAAGAGCUGCAGUUGACCUAAAUGUCUUCAAUAUCCUUUCCAACUCAGGGCCUGGAGCUCAUCUUACUGUGGAGGAAAUCGCUUCUCGAAUUCCGACUGCAAAUCAUCCAAAUGCAAUUUUGAGUUUGGAGAGAAUGCUAAGAUUGCUGAGUGUCAAUUCCCUCCUAUCUACAUCUCUAAGACCAUGCCCAAUUGGUAAGUCCAAGCAAGAAAGGACUUAUGCCCUAAUAAAGGACACACUUUGUUUAGUGUCCAAUGAGAGUGGAGUUUCUCUAGCCCCAAUACUAAAGCUAUCAUCUGAAAUGGUCCCUGUGAAGAGCUUGUACAUGCUCAAGCACUGCGUGCUCGAAGAGGGGUGCGAUCCUUUCUACAAGGCCCAUGGAGAGACUACGUUCGAGCAUAUGUCGAAAAGACCUGAGCUUGGUCGAUUGUUCAGUGAGGCUAUGACCGUUUACUCUACUAUAUGUUUUGAUCAAAAGGUAUCACUGAAUAUAGAGGUUUUGAAGAGGUGACAGAGGUGAUGGAUGUAGGAGGUGGCAUGGGUAAUUCGCUUGCGAAAAUAGUAUCUAAAUAUCCCUACAUCCAUGGUAUUAACUUCGAUUUGCCUGAUGCUAU